Triplophysa rosa is the source of this 2800-nucleotide messenger RNA. It is a transcript of the gene mtnr1ab, whose product is annotated as melatonin receptor 1A b. Gene Ontology annotation, biological process: G protein-coupled receptor signaling pathway. Gene Ontology annotation, cellular component: membrane. Bases 167 to 1222 code for a protein of 351 amino acids. The record is from RefSeq and is a predicted model, not a curated record. The transcript is spliced from 2 exons. Gene Ontology annotation, molecular function: melatonin receptor activity. NCBI's taxonomy places the organism in Eukaryota, Metazoa, Chordata, Actinopteri, Cypriniformes, Nemacheilidae.
GUGGACACAUGUCUGCGCUCCCACCAUGAACGCGUCCGCAGCAUCGAGGACCAUAUGCCAUGAUAACAGAUCUUUAUUUUACGCACGUUUACGCAAACGCAAUAACUCACCACAAACGGAAUCAAAUGCUAUGAUUUAUGGCGAGGAUUGUUGAAAUGUGGAUAAAAUGAAAAUAAAUGGCAGCCGAUUGAUGAACAGUUCUUCACUGACCCCUUACGCGAUCACUCUGAAUCGCCCUCCGUGGGUGGCCACAACUUUGGGCAGCUUUUUGAUCUUCACUAUUGUGGUUGAUAUAUUGGGGAACCUCUUGGUCAUCGUCUCCGUCUACAGAAACAAGAAACUUAGAAACGCAGGAAAUUUUUUCGUAGUGAGCCUGGCGGUAGCUGAUCUGGUGGUAGCCGUGUACCCUUAUCCACUGGUGCUGGUAUCCAUUUUCCAUAAUGGAUGGAAUUUGGGAUUCGUCCACUGCCAAAUCAGUGGAUUUCUGAUGGGACUGAGCGUGAUUGGAUCUAUAUUUAACAUCACUGGCAUCGCCAUCAAUCGCUACUGCUACAUCUGCCACAGUCUCAAGUAUGACAAGCUAUACAGCGACAAGAACUCCCUAUGUUACGUCCUUCUAAUCUGGAUACUGACUGUGGUCGCGAUAGUGCCGAACUUUUAUGUAGGCUCCCUGCAGUAUGACCCCAGGGUUUACUCUUGUACGUUUGCGCAGUCGGCCAGUUCGGCGUACACCAUCGCCGUCGUGUUCUUUCAUUUCAUUCUUCCAAUCAUGAUUGUGACCUACUGCUACCUGAGAAUCUGGAUCUUGGUGAUUCAGGUGAGGAGGCGUGUCAAACCCGAGUUCAGGCCCAAGCUCACACCACAGGACGUGAGGAAUUUCAUCACCAUGUUUGUGGUGUUUGUUCUGUUUGCUGUGUGCUGGGCCCCACUUAAUUUCAUCGGUCUGGCGGUCGCCGUGGACCCCGGUCGGGUCGCGCCGCUGAUCCCAGAGUGGUUUUUUGUAUCUAGUUAUUUUAUGGCCUAUUUCAAUAGCUGCCUUAAUGCCAUAGUGUAUGGACUGCUGAACCAAAACUUUAGAAGAGAGUACAAAAAAAUUAUCAUCUCGCUCUGCACGGCACGAAUGUUCUUCCCGGAGAGUUCGAAUGACGCUGCGGAACGAAUUAGAAGCAAGCCAUCCCCUUUUAUGACAAACAACAACCAAGUAAAAGCAGACUCUGUAUGACAUCCCAAAUACGGGCACUGUGAGAAAAACAUACCAAAUAUCCAUCUCAGCUGCUUCCAGAGUAUUUAUAACAAAUGUUUGUAUCGUAUAUACAGGUGUACCUGUUGCUUUUAUAAAGGAUGCAUUACAAAUAGCGUGUUACAGUGUUUACAAGUUCACAAUGCAAAUGUUUUUAUUCAUACAUAUGUUAUCUGAUGAAGAACAAGGUGCCAAGUAAGCAGAUUGAGAAGUGCUCCACUGUUGAAUUUAGUGAUUUUUAUUCAUGUGCAGAGAGUGCUAAAUAUCGUUGCUGUCCUUCUGAAACCUGGGAUGUCCAAAUGCACUGUUUUUCAAGACAUGAAAAAUAAUUGUCAAAGUUGACAAGCACUGUUGAAUACUUUUUAGUUGGGAUGCACGAUAAAUUAUCGGCCAUAUCGGUAUCGGGCGAUAAAGGGUCAUUUUUAAUGUUAUCGUAUCGGCUGAUAAUAAAAUUUAGGCCGAUAUAUUAUUGCAGAUAAAUCAUAAAUCAUUUCCUCUGGUCAAACUUCUUCAGCUGCACGCUGCUCACAGUUAAAAUACAGUACAGUACUGUCUUUCUGUCGUGAUCAUUCACUUACUGCUAUUAGCAAAACAUUGUUGAUGUAGGUACAGUAUGUAGAUACAGUAUUUAUGAAUGUGUAAAUUAUAGUAACAAAAGCAUUUGUUUGAAUCAGACUACUGUCUGAAUGCUUUCUGUCUUGAGACCUGUUAGACACGUGCCUAUUUUUCUGGGUUGCUCUGGAAGAUUUUCUAUCAUUUGUUUAUUAAAUAAAAAAUACCAGAAAAGUCUGAAGGUUAAAGAAUCGUUAACUAGUGUAAAGUAGGAUUGGUACAUGAUUUUCAGGGAAAAACAGAGAACUAAUGGUUACCUUGUUUUCUGCAGUGAAUGUUUUCAAAUAAAAGCAGUUGUCCAAUUUUUGCCUUUUUUUCAGUCUUAGGGAAUUUUAUAUUAAUAUUUAGAUACAGUAUAUCGGCCAUAUAUCGGUUAACGGCUUCCAAUGUUAAAGAAUUAUCAGUUAAUUCUUUUCGGUGUAUCCCUACUUUUUGGGUAUUUUCAAAACCCACUGACAAACAUAAAGGGUGACUUAUGAUGAUUUAUGGCAAAAAAUUAAAAUCACGAAAAAUGGAUAUACACGGUUUCUGAAGGACAGCAGCGAUAUAUUUUAUGUUUUUUGGGUUUGAUUUAUUGGGUUUAUAUUAAAAUAUAUAUUUGCUUUUUCAAAGAUAAUGACAGUUCUCAUGACAGAUUUAGGUUUGAAUUAAAAUGUAAUUGUAUUUGAACAAAAGGGGAAAAUUCCCCAAAAACAUGUACAGUACCAUAACAGAAUUCUAUAAACCUGUCAAAAAUUAUUUAUAAAUGAUUUAUUUAAUCAUUAUGUAAUGCUAUUAUGUUAUAUGACAACAAGCAGUAUCUUAAGUCUAAUCUAAUGAUGAACAAAAAACAGAAGGCGCUGGAAACAACGUCCACAUUUCAUCAUAGACCAAGUUGAAAACACAGCUACCACUUGUACAUGUAUAUUCUUGUUUACAACAUAAACAGAUAAAACGGAACAAAUCUUG